This is a messenger RNA of Octopus sinensis (East Asian common octopus), 2002 nucleotides long. RefSeq names its product methionine adenosyltransferase 2 subunit beta. The record is from RefSeq and is a predicted model, not a curated record. The transcript has 12 exons. The coding region runs from base 185 to 1708 and encodes 507 amino acids. Gene Ontology annotation, molecular function: dTDP-4-dehydrorhamnose 3,5-epimerase activity. Lineage: Eukaryota; Metazoa; Mollusca; Cephalopoda; Octopoda; Octopodidae.
ACCGCUAAGCAUUUCGCCCGGCGUGCUAACGUUUCUGCCAGCUCGCCGAGGUGCCACGCAGUGGGACUGAACUCGGAACCUAUUGUUGAGGCCUCUUACCACACAGCCACGCCUAUAUUUUGUAUAUAAAACCGGAGCAUUCAUAAACAUCUACACAGGUAAAGAGUGUUGUUACUACGAGAGAAUGGUUGAAAUAAUUCCAACACACGUGAAGGAUGUCUACAUCUGCCACAUUAAGCAGUUCAAAGACCAUCGUGGAAAGCUCUGUGAAUUAUUCAACAUGGUCAAAUAUCCAGAAGAAAUUAAAAAAUUCUUCCCAGUUCAACAGAUUACUUGGGUGACCAAUAGAAAAUUUGCCCAUCGUGGACUCCAUAUAGCUGCUUACUCAAAACUCUUAACCUGCAUCAAAGGUUCAGUUUACGAUGUGGUUGUUGACACGCGACCAGACUCCAGCACUUACCUUCAAUGGGUAGGUGUAACUCUGAGUGAAGAGAAUGGGUACCAGCUACUCGUACCCCCUGACUGUGGACAUGGUUACCUAGCCCUGGAGGAGGGCUGUGCAGUUGUCUACUGCCAGGGUGGAUGUUUCCUGCCAUCAGUUCCUGAAAAAGCUGUCCAUUUGUUUGACAAAGCUGUAUCAGUUGAUUGGCCUUUUAUUGAUCAGAAAAGCAAUUUUCUGAUAUCGGAGAAAGACUCAAAAGUGCCCUUCUUAGAGGUGGAUAUUGAAAAAUUUAAACCCAAUCGCAAAAGAAUUCUGAUUAUUUCUUCAAAAGGUCAAGUUGGACAACUAUUCUUCAGGAAACUAACAGAAUUAAAUGACAAGUAUGUUGUUAUUGGGACUUGCUACUCCAAUGAUGAACCUCAACAUUAUAAAUUUGAUUUGAAAACAGCAGCAAAGGACCCAGCACAUGUGGAUCUGCUUCUGGAUGCCUGCAAACCCCAUGUGGUCAUUGUAUGUGGUGCCAUGACCAAUGUAAACUUGUGUGAAUCAGAAAAAGAAUUGGCUUAUCUUGUUAACCGAGACAGUAUUGAACAGUUAGGAAAACAAAUCAAAAAGCGUGGUGCCAAGUUGAUCUUCUUCUCAACCAAUUAUAUCUUCAGUGACCCUCUCAAACCAGAUUUACCCCAAGACAGGAUCGAUAUGUUAGCUAAUGAUGUUGGUAUAAAGGAAGAUGCACGUCCCAACUGUGUGAACGUCUAUGGUAAAUCUAAACUGGAUUCUGAGAAAGUACUCCAAGAUAACGACCCUAAUGCUUUAAUUAUACGCACUUCGGGUGUGUUUGGACAUGAUAGCAAAAAAAGGAACUUUGUGUACCAAGUUAUAGGGAAUCUUCUGGGUGGAAAUAAGAUGACGCUGCUUACAGAUGAAAUCCAGUGUCCAGUUUACAAUGAUGAUUUGUGUAGGGCCACACUUGAGCUGAUGGAGAAAAACUGUUCAGGAAUCUACCAUAUUGUAGGACCAGAGGCUUUCAACAAAUACACAUUUGGUGUGAAGAUUGCUGAAAUCUUCAACCUUGAUACUUCAUUGUUAGUUCCAAUGUCAUCAGAAGAACUCAAAUUACCUGCCAAAAGGCCGUAUUUUGCAGCAUUAUCCACAGCAAAAUUUCGCAAGGAAUUCCCAGAAUUCAAGUUCCAUAAUGUAUCCGCUGCUGUUAAGGAUUGGCAAACUAAACAAAUGAAGGCUGGAAAGUUCUUGUCUGAAUUCUAAUAAGUCCUUUAAAGAGGAAGGAAAUAAAGAUAUAUUGAUGAUGCACUGAUGAAUAUUAAUGAAAUGAAACCUGGUGCUUCAUUAGAAGCAAUUUUUCAGGGUUCUUUGUAUUAUAUAUGAGGGUGUGUGGAAAAGUUCCCGGCUUUAAGAUUACUGGGAAAAGCCUGGUUGGAGACCUAACCUUCCAAGGCGUUUUAUAAGGCCAAGAACUUUUCAUCAACCCCUUGUAUUUUGGGGAGAUUCGGUGGUAUACAUGGCCAAGAUGUGCCAGUUAUUUGUUUACAAGGUUAUUUU